AUGGACAACUGGGACAGUAAGUGGUUUGUCUGCGAGUGUGGGACCAAGUUUCUGACAAAGAGUUCCCUGAAGGAGCAUAUCGAUUGGGUCCAUUUGAAGAAAGCUAAACAUGAAUGUAAUAAAUGUGAUAAGGUUUUCAAGAAUGGUUCGGCUUUGAAGAAACACAAAAACUACGUGCACGAGAAGAAGAGACCUCCGAGGAAUAAGAUUUGCGAUUACUGCGGUCGUGGAUUCACUACGCUGACGAUACUACGUUCACAUGUGCGAACACACACUGGAGAGCGUCCACUUCGCUGCUCCCAAUGUUCCGCCGCAUUUGCUCAUCCCGCUGCACUAUAUACACACACGAAACUACUUCAUAACAAAGAAAAAUGA
Parnassius apollo (apollo) is the source of this 375-nucleotide messenger RNA. The record is from the annotation of a GenBank genome assembly. NCBI's taxonomy places the organism in Eukaryota, Metazoa, Arthropoda, Insecta, Lepidoptera, Papilionidae.